AUGUUUCUCUACAUGCUAAUCUUCAUGGCGUAUCAUAGCAGCCGGUGGAUACCAAGGAAUCAGAGGCUAAAAUUUCAGAUAGUGAAUGCAGUGUUUGCAGCUCUUGUCCUGGUCCCUCAGUUCUACGUCAUGGCAAGUCCAAAAUCCUCCAGAUACUGCAGGCAGCCGCUUCUGAGCAACCUGUCAGCCUCCAUCGCCUUGUCCUUCAUCGCUACAGGUUUUUCCGUGGUUUUCACACUGAUAGACCCAGUUCCUCAGAGCCUUUGGGCCUCCUAUCACGUGUUUGGGAUUCUGACAUGUGGACAAGGUCUCUGCACCGCCAUCUUGACUCUGACAGCAGCAGCGUGUGCUAAAACCACCCCGGAGCUGUACUACAUGUCCCUUAUCCUAACUAUUGCUUCUAUUUUCAGUACAGGUUUUUUCAUGGUGAGAGGAGGCCUCUGGUUGACUAACAGGAAGCAUGUGACGGAACCGAGCAGAAACAAUGAGCAGUAA
Molecule: messenger RNA, 495 nt
Organism: Trematomus bernacchii (emerald rockcod)
Lineage: Eukaryota; Metazoa; Chordata; Actinopteri; Perciformes; Nototheniidae
Exons: 6
Coding region: 1-495 (164 amino acids)
Source: RefSeq, a predicted model, not a curated record